Molecule: messenger RNA, 3996 nt
Organism: Parastagonospora nodorum SN15
Lineage: Eukaryota; Fungi; Ascomycota; Dothideomycetes; Pleosporales; Phaeosphaeriaceae
Exons: 3
Coding region: 1-3996 (1331 amino acids)
Biological process (GO): mRNA splicing, via spliceosome
Cellular component (GO): U2 snRNP; nucleus
Molecular function (GO): protein binding; U2 snRNA binding
Source: RefSeq, a predicted model, not a curated record
AUGAAUCACCAAGUUCAAACCUCUGUCCUGGUCAAUAACGAAUGGGUGUCAAGGCCAGUCGAUGCAUAUCAAUUCAUGGCACAAGCCCGAGAGUCUGACGGCGACAUGCCAAAGUCAACCGCUAAGCCCAGGAAUCAGGUACCAGAGCUCGGUAUCCUCUCGAGGACUGUGUUCGCAAGCCCGCUUUUCAAAUCUGUCCGACCCGCCAACGUUCGAAGCAAAGACCUCAACGACAUCGUGUUGAUUGGAGAAGAUGCUCUUCAGCUGAAAGAGAUUCAUGACUACGGACGUUUACGCCAUGUCGCAACCAAGUCUGACUUCAAGGGCCGCAUCCUCGCAGCCAGAGUGUUUGGUGACCCUCGUGAGAUCCCAGUCAGCGUGGCCAGUCCUCUGCCCAAGCAGCGCCCGUGGCACCAAGGGAGAAGAUCUACAACAGGAGAGGAAGAAUGUGUUCUUCCACCUGAGGUCCUCGUACUUGCCCUUACAAAUAGGACUCUUAUGUUCCUGUGGGCUCGCCAUACUCGAAAGGGUGCAGUCACUUUUAGCCAAAGGGCUGUCAGGCUUCCCGCGGGAGCUUCACAAUUCGAUCGUUUUGGCACUUUUCUAGCGAUAGAUCCCAAGCAGCGAGCCACGGCAGUAGCUGCGCAGGAGGGGCGCUUCAUACUAUACAAGACGAAGUCUAUGCAAAAGUGGCGCAAGGAACUGCGCAACGGCAUGGAUACUACGCCCAUCGAAGACGAGCGUAUCAUGCCGAUCGAAGGUCGGGUUAUGCAUAUGGAAUUCUUGUCGUCGGGACUCGCACAGGAUGAGUUCCACGUUGUGCUCUUGUUCGUUAUCGCAUUACAGGGCAAGACGAAGAUGACAUGCUUUGACUGGGACUGUAGACAAGAUCUUAGUACUGCUGCAGUUCGGACUGAGCGGGUUGCUGUGGACUAUCGCGAUAGCAAACGCCGGCCGCGCUGGGUGGAGUGGGACAAGACGCCUCGCAAUCCAGACUUCCCGAAAGAAGCUUUCUACGUAGCGCGCGAAGAUGGAAGAAUCAUGUACCUUGAAAGAGGUCCGACCGGCGUGGACACCGUGGAAGCUGGUGACUGGCCUCAUCGUAUCGACACUGCCUUUGCCUGUUUGAGUGUCGACAAUUCGGAAUACUCUCAGCUAUAUCCUGAUGUCCUGAUAGCAGGAGGCGCUGGCAACGAUGGACGCCUCUGCAAACUAGGAUCUUGGCCAGCUGAAUACUCGUAUGCCUCAUAUCCCGUAUCCAACGAGCUCUCUUAUGUUGAUUCGAUAUCGAACUGGACGCCGUUGACGGACCUUUCGGUGGCGAGUCCCUCUGGAGGCCCAAUGCCUCAAGGGCGUGAUCGCUACUCUAUCUUUGUAGCCAAUGGGUCCAGCCCACAUGGUGAGAUAUCUGAGCUGCGACGGGGUGUUCGUUCACUCAUUGACCACUCGUUCAGUGGUAUGACUGGCUGUACCGGUAUCUGGGUCGUCGAUCACGGCAGCCAGACAUUGGAUAUCGAUGGAAGAGUGGCCAGGCAGCACUAUGCAUUAUUGAUCAUCACAAUGCCUCCGGAAACCCUCUUGAUCCGCAUUGUUCGAACACAGAGCGAGAUCCGCGGAGAUUUCUCCGGAGCAUGGGAGGACGGCGCAUGGAAAGUGGAUCAGAUACCCAACGAUGACGAGCCUACUGAGGAUGGAGUCAUGAGAGAUAUGGAAACCAUUACAGCUUGUCCUUGGACAGAGAAACUCGCAAUACAGAUUACCCGAGACGAAGUACGGGUGCUGCAUCGGCCCAGUCUACAGAAGAGCGAUUUAUUCUCCUGCACCAGCUCGAUCUUACUUGCUGCUUGCAGGCCUGGAUUUCCUUUCGUCGCAAUCACCUUCCGUGAAUCCGGAAGAACAUACUUGGAGGUGCUGUGUAUAUCAUCAGAUGGGAUUUUUGUGAAGACUGCAUCGCAGCACAGCAGAUUUUUGUUGGACCAUGACCCAACAUGCAUAGAACUUUUUGAGGUUGAUGGCACUAUGUGCGUCCUUGUUGGGACGUUUGGGUCGACCAUAUACUUCUUGAAGGUAGACGAGAACGGUGACCUUCAUGCGAUGCUCAAUGACUCCCUCAAGAGCGCUGAGAACGACGAAAUUCGCAUGAUACUGGAAAGCGCAUCCUUGCUUUCCACAAAAGAGCAGCAGACAUUGGUUUGCGCAACACGCAAUGGAUAUCUCCUUAGCUCGCGCCUGCCAAAAACCAAGAGCAGUAAGUCCUACGAGUUGGUUGCGAUGCCAAGACUGACGCCUACAGAUGCAACGCAUCUCAGUUGGCAUGUAGUGAAGAUGGGCACCACUUCCGCCAAGAUUACCGCGAGCGCCACGGAUACCUCUACAGCCUUUGUGUCAUGCGGUCCGGACUUAUGUCGCGUACGCUGCUCAGCCAGCAACCCUUCCAUGCUGGACGUCGACUCCUUAUGGUUUACAAGCCGUUUUAGGCCAGGAUACCAGCAGUCUGCUGUGACAGCAUUGUAUCAGCUACCUUUCUCCAAUGACAACAAGACCACAGGUCGAAACCUGGGUGGCUUUAUGUUUGUCGUAGCAGGUGAUGAGUUCCACUGCUCACAGCUCGACACAGACAUUCGAUGGACAGCUCAAGAUGCCUCGCCUUUAUCGCGAGACGAUAGUGGACCCGUGCCACGGAAGCUCCUUACCGGCGCUAGACCUACAAAUGUCACCUACUUGAAGCCGACGCGCAAAAUGGUAGUAACCACUAUGGAGGCUAAGGAGGGCGAAGCUCCCCCGAACGGAUACAGAGUCCUGCAUUCAGCCAUCAAGCUGCUCGACGUACACGACCACAAGGCAGUGGAGGAGGCAGAGAUCAAGCAAGAAGACCAGCAUGAAUAUGCGAACAAAUUGGUCGCAGCUCAGUAUAAACUAAAGCACGGCGAACGAGUCUACUCAAUCGCUGAAUGGCUCUUCGUCGACCCCGGCAACAGAAAGUUUAAUUUCAUCAUUGUCGGGACUGGAAUUCCGGGUAGCGCUGGUAAAGAGACCGGAAGGCGCCUAGUCUUCAACGUUGGCAAGAAUGAACCAGCCGCGAAAUUAGAGUUGAAGAAAUACUCCAGCUUCGGCUAUCCCGUGUAUUGCACAGCCGCGUAUAGCAACACCCAGAUCGUCAAUCUGCCAUCAGCAGCCAUCCACAUCACCAUCCGCGACAAGUACGUUCACGUCUCGACGCUACAGCAUUCGCACCUAUGCUACAUAAUAGACGAAAGCAACGGCAAACCCGAAUUUAAGCGACUCUUCAGCGACAGCCGCGAGCGCAACUGCUCAACCCAUCUCGUCGUCGACAUACCCAACCUCUCGGGCCAAGACACCAUCGUCCUCGUCAAUGACAAGAAAAGUUCCUCCGUCACCGGCCUGCACCGUACUACCACCAAAACCCACAAGUUCGCCACCCCAACCCUCUUCGAAGCAUGCCUUCCGCGCACCGUUGUCCGCAUACAACAAGGCGACAUCCGCCCGCCCUGGCGCCGUCCCGCAGCACCAACCAUCGGCGUGCUCAACAACGACAUCAUCGGUGCCUGUUCCGACGGCACAAUCUACACCUUCUCCAUCCUCUCGCAACCCGCUCGCCACUUGCUGCGCUUCCUGCAAAACCUCAUCGAGGAGAAAGACAAGCGCGACCCAAUGAACCACGUCACCGGCAGUCUCUCAGACGUACUCAUGCACGGCGCAGAUGGGAAUCAAGAAGAUAAGAUCCGCGCGCUGGACGUUGAUCCGAGGGUGAAAGAGCGCGGCAUGGCGGGACCGCGGUUCAAGGCUAUCGAUGGCGAUUUGGUGGGGAGGUGGAUGGACGUUGACGGUGAUUUGGAGGCGUUGGUGGGAGAGGGUACGGAGGCGAAUGUAGGCAGGAUUUUUACGGAGUUUGUGGCGGAGGUGUGGGAGGAUGAGAUGGAUGCUAUGGGGAAGGUUAGGGGGUGGUUGGCAGAGGUGUUCAUGCCUGUGCUUUGA